Cyprinus carpio (common carp) is the source of this 2874-nucleotide messenger RNA. RefSeq names its product potassium two pore domain channel subfamily K member 5a. The record is from RefSeq and is a predicted model, not a curated record. Lineage: Eukaryota; Metazoa; Chordata; Actinopteri; Cypriniformes; Cyprinidae. Gene Ontology annotation, biological process: potassium ion transmembrane transport; stabilization of membrane potential. Gene Ontology annotation, cellular component: membrane. Gene Ontology annotation, molecular function: potassium ion leak channel activity.
UCCUCCUCUCACGGUGUGUUGAACUACCAGACGAGUAAGGAGUUUCUUCAGAACACUACACUAGCAAUGCGAGUGGCGCACGUGGACUUGCAAACUGUCCCGGCGACUUUUAAAAAAAUAAUAAUUGCUAAAAGACAUUUGAUUUGCUGGAUAUACAGUUUCACACAGUUUAAAAUUAUGUUUCGUUAGUCUUGUGUUUAUUCCGAAAAAGAAACUGUGCUGUAUGACGCUGUAAAAUUGAGCUCGCGCUAAAUUGAUUAAUAGUUAGAAUGUGGGAGCUGUCAGCGUUGUUUUUUUUUUAAGAAUCACUCCACGUUAUUUGAGCUCAUUAUGGUGGACAAGGGUCCCCUUCUGACUUCGGCUAUCAUUUUUUACCUGUCCAUUGGGGCAGCAAUAUUCCAAGUCAUCGAGGAACCGAACUGGGAGAUCGCAGUAAAGAAUUAUAAAGCAGAAAAGGAGAAAAUAUUGAAACAAUUCCCAUGUCUUACAAAGGCUGACCUGGACCGCAUUCUAAAGGUGGUGUCUGAUGCUGCAGGACAAGGCAUCACCAUCACAGGAGACAAAACCUUCAACAACUGGAAUUGGCCGAAUGCUGUCAUCUUUGCAGCUACAGUUAUUACAACUAUAGGUUAUGGAAAUAUUGCUCCCAAAACACCUUCAGGGAGGGUGUUCUGUAUUUUUUAUGGUCUUUUUGGAGUGCCACUGUGUUUCACAUGGAUCAGUGAACUUGGAAAGUUUUUUGGUGGAAGAGCUAAACACUUUGGGCAAUAUCUUACUAAGAAAGGGGUAACACUGCGGAGAACACAGUUCACCUGCACAGCUGUCUUUCUGUUAUGGGGUGUGUUGGUGCAUUUGGUGAUUCCUCCAUUUGUAUUCAUGUCUCAAGAAGGCUGGACCUAUAUUGAGGGCUUGUAUUUUUCUUUUGUCACUUUGACAACUAUUGGAUUCGGUGAUCUUGUAGCAGGUGUUGACCCCAAUGCUGACUACCCUACUCUGUAUCGGUACUUUGUAGAGGUGUGGAUUUAUCUUGGUCUGGCAUGGCUCUCUUUGUUUUUCAAUUGGAAGGUGCGCAUGGUUGUGGAGGCUCACAAAGCUCUAAAGAAGCGCCGUAAAAGGCGCAAACUUUCUCUGGAUGAGUUACAGCGCAUCAAGGAAAGUCACAAGACGCUACAUCUGCCACCAACUCCCAAUGAUGCCAACAUCUUUAGCUUCCUGUCCAAGAGAAAAGAAUGUUAUAAUGACUUAAUCAAGCAGAUAGGUGCCGAGAAGGAAGGAGAAGAUCAGCGUGUCAGCUUUAUCACCGGCAGCAAGAAUAAAGCACCAAAUCGCUCAAAGAGCUGCAGUGAUAGUCUUUCCAUUAAUGGAAAUUCCAUUCUCAGUCUAGACCGUUCACCACGACAGAAGCGCCGCUAUAGCUUCAGUGACCGAGUUACUGUAGCUCUCUCAAAAUCCAAGAGCUACCUUCUUAGCCAAGAGGAAUGUCUUCUCAUGAAUGAAAUACAUGGGGAAGGAGAAACAGACACCGACCUAGACUGUAUAACAAUGUAUGAGAAUCAGUUGGACAAGGAGGCAGGAGAGAACCAUAAAGGUCUUGAACCUAGAGGCUGCAGUGAUGGCCGGAUCACAUGGGACUCCAAAAGUUACCAGACCCUCAUGUUUCCCAGUGCCAACAUUACCUUCAUUGAUGAAGAGAAUUUGCUAAUCAACAACUUGGAGGAUGAUGAUAAUGACUUUAUAUCUAAGUUCUCAACUGCUGAUGAGACAGAUUUCAAAAAGGGACAAAGCUCAGAAUCUGAGACCUCCGUAUUCACCACAGAAGGGUCGGACCAUGGCUGCUCCUAUGAAAAGCUGGUGGAAGAGUAUUCCAAAGAGGACAACACUGACAUUUGAUUCUGUCUCCUUUCUUAAACUUCUGUAAAGUUUUUCUUUCAUGAAAAACCUGAAAAGGUUUUACUCGCACCCCAUUUACACUUUUCAAAGUUGAAAAGUUGUUUUGUUUUGCAAGUGAUACAACAGUCGUCUAAGCAUCUAAACUGCAGGGUUUAAUAUUCACUAUGACUAUAACUAUAACAAUGCAUGUUCACUGCAUAUUUUUUCCCCACCAUAUUGGUGGAAGUUUUUUCUUUCUUUUUUAGAUAAAGAAAGAGAAGAAACUGUCAACCUGUCAAAGCUUAAUCCUUAUUGGAUGUUGAACCUAUUUUUAUUGUCUUCCAUUUUAGCCAAAGGUUUUCUGUUGGGUAACCAUGUUGACCUGUUAGGUUUUAACUUGGGAUUUGUUUUAAAUGGUAUGUCAUGGUUUGACUUUUUAACACUGUGAUUUUUAUUCCAAGUCUUGUAUUGAUGCUGGCAUUAUGUUUUUAUGUUCCUUAAAUUUGUUAACUCCUAGAACUGUCAAUACGAUGAUAAUCUACACUGAAAAACUCUGUGUCCCUGUCAAGUCAAGAAGACAGUAGUUGAAUAGGACCAAGAUUACAGGAAAUCAGCCAAGAUAACAGGAAAUUAUUGGAAUGUUAGUUUUACUAACAUAAUAAUGACUGUUUUGGGGUCUGACUCAUGUGUUGACAUUAUGCUGGUUCCAUGUUGACAUAAAACCAACAUGCAAAAUAACCAUUAUAAUACCCCAUGGUAUUAAAAAAUAAAAUUGUGGUUCCCUUCACUGAGCUUUAGCUAUGUGUUUUCUCACAUGAUCCUCUUGCGUCAGUUUACUGAAUGCCCCUUGUGUGUAGAGAGUUGCAUCCUGAGCAGAUGUAAUUGUGUUUUAAGAGCAAUCUCCCUUAAUAAUCUUUUGGAUUUUCUUUCUUUUUCUUUCUUUCUUUUUUUUUUUUUUUUUUUUUUUUUUUAAUAUAAGUUGAUUAAACUUACAUACAGUAUGCA